This is a messenger RNA of Dimorphilus gyrociliatus, 1841 nucleotides long. The record is from the annotation of a GenBank genome assembly. NCBI's taxonomy places the organism in Eukaryota, Metazoa, Annelida, Polychaeta, Dinophilidae.
AGAGUGAUUUCCGGUUAGAGUGUGAGAUCACGAACGAUAGCAGGUAAUGCAAAAAUGAGCAAAUCGGCUAUCCUAUGCUAUUAAAAGAAACCAUGAGCAGAUAUAGUAAACAAUACUGGCCUAAAAAUCGGAGUGCUAUUGAUGAAGUAAAGGAAGUGGCUGCUAAAGUGAACGCAACAUUGAUUGCCAAAGGAAAACUAAAACCGUCUCAACUUUCAUCCCCAACAACAGUUGUCCCUAAAAAACCAGUCAUUCAUCAUGGUCUAGCUCAGCAUUCUCGGGGUGGUGGACCAGUUCUAGCUGAAGUAGAAAUAAAUGACUGUCCCGUUUAUUGUAGAAACACGCUAACAAGAGGAACGACCCAGGACGAUAUAUCACGAUUUAGUAAUUCAGCUAUAUCAACAAAAGGUAGACAUAUGAGCAGUGAAGAACGGCUCAAGAAUCCAGGCGAACGGCCUUUAUAUUUAUGUAUUCAAGGACCAACCGCCGACGCCGUUGAUGCUGCAAUUAUGAAAAUACAAGAAAUAAUCAAAAUAGAAUUGGAAAGUCAUGGACUAAACAACGCAGAUAUAAGCAAAUUUAUAUCACUUUCCUCUCCAAGAACUCAAUCUGUGCAAACUGCUCCAAUAGGAUCAACAAAUAGUCAACUUCAGCAAGUAGCCGUUAAUUGCCCUUCCACUUCAUCAGUGGCUCAACCAACCAUAAUGGUUCAAGAUAAAGUAAACAUAAACUUGGAGCAUGCCCCUCCCUCCUUUGACGUUAAGAAUAGAGUUUAUGGACCAUCGGGUCAAUAUUUACAACAUAUUCAAAACGAAUCUGGAGCAAGAGUUACUUUAAGAGGUAGAGGCUCAGGAGACUCUCUAAUAUUGGAUUCGACAGAGCCAAUGAAUAUACACCUUCAGCAUACAACACUGGCAGGACUUCAGCACGCCAAACAAUUAGCAGAUGAUCUUGUUCAAACGGUACAGAAGGAAUUUGCCGCUUUUCAGCAAGCUUUGGCCGCUCAGCCGCCGAAUGCAAGCAUUGCUCCCACUGCUCUUGUUCAGACAGUUGACUUCUACCAAUCGCCUGUGCAGAGUGUAGCCGUCCCCCCACCUCCAAUGUCCUUGCCUAACACUGCCGUGCCUCCUCCAACCGUCUCUCAGUUUGUGCAACCAGUCCAGGAACUUAUUCAGCCAUCUGCUCAUGCAUCUUAUCAAGCAGUUCCAAUAGGCCAGCCUAUUCAACAGCAGAUAUCGCAUACUUUAAGUCAGGAAUACUAUGUCCAAUAUUCUCAGCCAAUUCAAACGGAUUUACAUUAUGCCACAAAGAGACAUUACCCGUUUGAGGAUCGAAAGGGAGAAGUGGAAAUAGAACCAGUCCCACCACCAGUUUCUUCCACAAUCACAGACUAUUAUGUCCAACGACCUUUGCAGGUAGUCGGAGAUCAAAUACAAAAGAACGAAGUAGACAAGCAGCUCAUGCCACCACCGGCCAAUCCGCCAGCGUUCAAAUUGCCAAAAAGCAAUAGGAAUAUGAGUCAAGCUACUAUAUAUGUGACAGAAGGAGAAGAAAGUUUAGCAGAUGUUGGGAACAAACAGACUAUAGCUUACAAUCAGUUUUCAAGUAAAACUCAAACAUACGUUCCUCAAGUACCUCAGAAUGCAGCCGCUCCGGUGGAAUAUACCGCUCAACCGAUUUACGGUCAGCAAAUCUCGUAUACAAGUCUACCGGCUUCUCCAGUAUAUAACGUCCACACACAGCCAUCCCUUGCUCAAACUUCUACGCAACAAGCCUAUUAUGGACAGAAUUCCAAUCAGACGCCGCAGGCCGUCACCAAUCCCGGUGCUUAUUGGGCUUGA